GGGCGCGCGACACGAGACCGCUCCAAACACAUGGAGGAGGAUGUAGAGACCAUUGACACUAUUUAAACUGGAGAACAACGCACGCAGUUCUCCUCAACAAUCGAAAGAGUGAAAAUGAGGCGAUUGCUGAAGAUGACGGUGUUGGCUGUGAGCCGUGGUGUUGGACAUUUUCCCUGCAGAUGUCUCAGUAGUCGACCUCCUGCGCCACUCGGAGGCAGAAUACUCACUGACCCUAAGGACAUCUUCCAGCAUAACAUGUGGGAUCAUGUUCAGUGGUCACCAGAGGAGAUGGAAAAAGCUAGGCAAAAAGCAGAGGAGAACUCCAGAGAGCAGAUUCCAAUAGAAGAGCAAGUCAGGUAUGACAGAGACGCUAACAAAUAUUGGGACCGAUUUUAUGAAAUGCAUCAAAACAAGUUCUUCAGAAAUCGGCAGUGGCUUUUCUCUGAGUUUCCCGAGCUCUUGCCCCAGGGCUGUGACACAAGUCGUACCCCAGAAGGUCAGGAGGCUUCGGUGCCUGCAUAUCCUGAGUUAAGAGAAACUCAGCACAGCAGUAUGGAAAGCCAGCAGGGAGACUCUCACAUUCCCAACCGUGAUGUACUGAGAGAGAAGCAGCAGCACACUGAAUACCUUUCUGCAGUGCACUCUCAAGAAGCUGCUGCUUUCCCUGGACAACAUGCUUCUUUCAGAAUCCUGGAGGUGGGCUGUGGUGCAGGCAACUGUGUAUUCCCCAUCAUCAACACCAUCAGGGGCAGUGAUGCAUUCCUGUAUUGCUUUGACUUUUCUUCCAGAGCAAUUCAACUUGUCAAGGAGCAUCCAGACUACGAUCCUGCAGUAUGCCAUGCGUUUGUGCAUGACAUUUGUGAUGAUGUGUCCAUGUUUCCCUUUCCUCAUGAGAGUCUUGAUGUUAUUAUUGUGGUCUUCGUGCUCUCCUCCAUUCACCCUGAGAGGAUGCAAAGAGUGCUUAAUAGCCUGGCAGGUUACCUGAAGCAUGGCGGAAUCAUCCUGUUCAGAGAUUAUGGCAGAUAUGAUCUGUCUCAGCUGCGAUUCAAAAAAGGGCAGUGUUUGUCUGAAAAUUUCUACACACGACAAGAUGGAACCUGUGUAUAUUUUUUUAUGAAAGAUGAGGUCCAUAGGUUGUUCACUAAUGCCAGUUUGGAGGAGGUUCAGAACCUGGAAGACAGGAGACUUCAGGUGAACCGAGGAAAGAAAGUGGUGAUGCAUAGAGUGUGGAUGCAGAGCAAGUAUCGAAAACCUUCCAGAGUACCGAUAUCCUAGACCUCUCAACACAAGGAAGUUGACCACUGGGAUCGCUUAUAUGGAAGCAUAUAAGCAUUUAUGGACAUAAAAUGGCUAUGAUAAAUACAGAUAUGGUUUUAGUGGUUUGUCUGUGAAUUAAUUUCUGUCUGUCAGUGUAAAAGGGGGUAUUAAGUGAAGAACUGACCACAAGAUGGAAAGAACUGAGAGAAGUCAAUACAAGGAAUCAUUUAACUUAUUUUUCAAAGUAGAUACUGUAUUUUGCCAAAGACAUGAUUGUUAUUUUACUAAUGUGUUAUUUUAUUUAUGUGAACAAAGACAAUGAUGACAACCAUCACACAACACUACCAAAUUAAUAUCAACUUUCAAGACAAGCACCAGGUAUGUGCUGUCUUAAUGGCGGUUAUUGAAGCUUUGAAUGCCUUUUUGCAUCCUGUUGAGAUGCAGUGCUAUGGACUGUUUAGUGAAAAAUCUGCUUGCAGCCAUAAAGUAUUGCAGUCAUAAAGCAUUUACAAUAAUUGGUGACAGUGAUGCCAAAGGUGUUUAGAAAACCUCUUGCAAGGAAACCUCAAGCUUCAGUAGAACAGGUAUUGAAUAGAUAUUAUUCAGUCAUCAGAAUGUGAUAUUAAGUCAUCAGAAUUGUAUAUUUAUAUUUCUAAUAAUUUUAUACUUCUUCCUGGUCUGAUGUGUCAAGUUUUUAUUGAUGUAUUUUUUUGCAAACAAUAAUGAGAAGAAAGGUUUUUAAUGCAAGUCUUGGGGACCCUCUGUCCUGCAGAGUUUGAAUGUUUCCCCCAACUGCCAACUCAGUGGAUUCCAGCUAAUCAGCUAAUUAUCAAGCUCUUCAUGAGUCAGAUGGCAGUAAGGAAAACUUCAGAACUCAGCACGACAAUGUGUCCUCAGGACUGGAGUUAAGAAUCUUGUGAAUCUUUUUUUUUAGGUGACUGUCUGUGGGGUUUUGCAUUUUGAACAUUAUUAGUGACUUGGUGGAAGGCUGGAACCUCUUUGUUGUUUUGAAAAUUUACAGUCAACAAUUGUGGAUAUGUUAAGCAAACCCAAAUAUAUAAAUAUCUAUUCGUUGCACAUUUCUUAUUCUAGAAGGCCUGUAUGUUUUUGUGCUGUUUAUUGCUGCAUUUCAUCUAGUCAAGCUUUAAUUACAUAACCUAGAGAAUUUUGGUAAUUAUGUUAAACUCUGUUAUUGUGUAACAUUUACUGAAUUUUUGUGGCUAACACAGUGGCUACUGUUAUUAGAGCUGACAGUCCAUCUUUUUAUCUCCUAUGAACAGCUACUUUUGAUCUCUCGUUCACAUUCAAACCUAUGUAAUAAUUAAAUGACGCAUUACGAA
This is a messenger RNA of Ictalurus furcatus (blue catfish), 2597 nucleotides long. It is a transcript of the gene mettl8, whose product is annotated as methyltransferase 8, methylcytidine. Gene Ontology annotation, molecular function: tRNA (cytidine-N3)-methyltransferase activity. The record is from RefSeq and is a predicted model, not a curated record. The transcript has 10 exons. Lineage: Eukaryota; Metazoa; Chordata; Actinopteri; Siluriformes; Ictaluridae. The coding region runs from base 115 to 1275 and encodes 386 amino acids.